UUUACGAAGAAGGCGAGGCUUGAAGCGCAGGGCUGUUUUGUAGAGUAAAGGGCUGUCAUGGCCAAUAUUCGGCUGGAGUUUAAGGCUAGUGCCGGGGAUGCGGACCCCCAGACAAGGCCGCUUCUGGUAUUGGGACAGCUGCCCAACCUGCACCUAGUACCGUGGAGGGAACUUCAGGGGAAGCUGCAGCCCAGAGUCACGGAAGAGGUUUGGAAAACAGCACUAAGCACGCUGAGUCCAAAUCCCACAGACAACUGUCCCCUUUACCUAAACUUUGCCACUGUCGCAGCUCUGCCUUCACGUGUGAGUCGACAUAACAGCCCCUCUGCUGCGCAUUUCAUCACCCGGUUGAUCCGAAACUGCCUCCCAGGAGGAGCAAAGAGAUGUUUACUUAUGGUUUGUGAGCGAUCUGAGGUUUUUGCCAGUGCUUGUGCCAUAGCUCGGGCCUUUCCGUUAUUCACUCGCAGAUCCAGUGCAUCCAGACGCUCUGAAAAGAAAUGCAUCACUGUAGAAUUUCUUCUUAUUGGGCAGAACAACGGACCAUUGGAAGUUACCACCCUGAAGUGCCUGGAGAGCGCCACCGAGGGGGUGAGGCUGGCAGCACGCAUUGUGGAUACACCAUGCAACGAGAUGAACACUGACCACUUUAUUGAGGAAAUUAAAGUUGUUGCAAAAGACCUAGGAAUUGUUCCAACAAUCAUCCGUGACAAAGAACUGAAAGACAAAGGAUUUGGAGGUAUCUAUGGAGUUGGCAAAGCGGCAGAGCAUCCCCCUGCACUAGUGAUUCUAAGCCACACCCCAGAGGGAGCGACACAGACAAUCGCCUGGGUUGGUAAAGGCAUUGUGUAUGACACAGGAGGACUGAGCAUUAAAGGCAAGACCACAAUGCCAGGAAUGAAGAGGGAUUGUGGAGGAGCAGCAGCUAUUCUGGGAGCUUUCAAGGCUGCAGUCAAGCAGGGUUUUAAAGACAACCUUCAUGCCUUGUUCUGUCUGGCUGAGAAUUCCGUUGGGCCCAAUGCCACUAGACCAGACGACAUUCAUGUUCUGUACUCUGGAAAAACGGUUGAAAUUAACAACACAGACGCAGAAGGUAGACUCGUGCUGGCAGAUGGUGUCUCUUAUGCUAGCAAAGAUCUGAAUGCAGAUAUCAUUCUCGAUAUGGCUACUUUGACAGGGGCUCAGGGAAUUGCUACAGGGAAAUACCAUGCUGCCAUACUGACAAAUAAUGAGGAGUGGGAGACAGCUUGUGUGAAAGCAGGAAAGAAGUGUGGAGAUCUUGUUCACCCAUUGGUUUAUUGUCCAGAGCUGCAUUUCAAUGAGUUCUCUUCAGCACUGGCAGACAUGAAAAACUCUGUAGCGGACCGGGAGAAUGCCCAGAGUUCCUGCGCAGGUCUCUUUAUUGCAUCUCACAUUGGGUUUGACUGGCCAGGAGUGUGGGUGCAUGUGGACAUCGCAUCACCUGUCCAUGCUGGCGAGAGAGCCACUGGCUUUGGCGUGGCUUUGCUGCUUUCCCUGUUUGGCCGUGCCUCUGAGGAUCCACUUCUGAACAUGGUUUCUCCGCUAGGGGAGAAUAAUAUUACAGACAGCCCCGAGAGGGAUACGAAGAGGAGACGUCUGGUGUGAUUACACAACCACUGUGUGCUGCAGCCUGAAAAUAUUCUGUACUGCAUAUAAACCUGCAUCCUUAGUCCCUGUGUACUUGAUCACAGCCUACUCCUGUUGUGAACAUACAAACAUACCCCCACUGCUGUGCGUUUGCAUUGCUGUUAUGCCGAUGGAAGUAGUCUUUAAUGUUUCUUUUUCUUCUGAAGGUCUCUUUGUCAUCGUACACUCUAACCACAAUUUAUACAGAGCUCAACAUUAAACUGUUGGUGUGUUUUACAGAUUUUAUGUAAAAAAAGUUGAUAAUUUUGUACUGCAUUUGCACACACUUCUACACAUACAUAAUCAUUAGGUUUUAGUUAAGAAUGAUAGUUUUAAUUCUCAAAUAUGGCCCCGACCAGAUAGUUUAUUAGAACAUAACAUUGAAUGAAAGUGCUUGAGGAAAUACUAUAACAAUGUCAGCUUUACUGUAGUCACCAAUGAUGCCCAUCCAGAAAUACCUAUAUGUAUAUAGACAUAUAGUUGUAAUUGCUCCACUAUUGAAGAGCACCACUUUGGUGGUGAUAGAAAAAUAUAUUUUAUAAAUGUUAUCAUAGCUAAGACAGACUUUUAUUCAUACCACAUAUUGUACAUUUGACAGCUGGCAACCCUACAUGCUGCUGCAGACCGUCACAAUAGCUUGUGUAGUCGUUUAUUGUCAAAACUGAAAUAAUGUGAUGACAACAAGAACUGCAUCUGCCAAAGGGCCACAAUUGGGCAAAAUAAUUAUGUUGCAGGGUUUCAUUCAGAGCACAAGAAUGCAAGAAUAAUACGUCACCAGAUGUCAUGGUUAUAUUAAACUUCCAGGUCUGGCAUAGGUUUUUUCUUAUUAUUAUAAAGCACUGUAGGCGUCAGCAGUGAUUUUGUACAGUUACACAUACAGGGUAGUCUGUUAAAGGAGUAACACAAGUGAAUUAAUUUCAUUGGCUUGUGUUUGUGUUCUUAUAUUUUAAAAGAUAACAUCAAACUAAAAAGAGAGCUAUUUUUUUGCAAAGACAAUAAAGUAUACCCCUGCAUUUUGUAUAUUUAGUGUUUCCUUUCAUACAGACAAACUGUAUAAUCACAAACUGUUCAAAAACUUUUAAACCUCCACAAAUUACAUCACAAUGUCUGUCCAGCCUGAUCCACUUAGGCAGGUUACCAUCCAAAUAUUUACAAUUUUAGUAUGCAAACAAAUAAAAGGACAAUGUUUCCCAAUUACACAGUUCUUUGCAAUAGUAACAUUUUAUACAAUUAUCAAAAAUGUUAACACAGCCUUGUUAUUACAUAUACAUUAACAUAAAAUAUAGUAGCAUACACAUUACCCCAGUCACUUCCACACACACAACUUUAUGGAAUCUUAUUAAUCUUGGUUUACCUGUGUUUGUUUUUCUUUCCACUCUGUUAUCUUUAGCUAUAAAUAAAUGACAAUUAAAAAGA
Messenger RNA from Bombina bombina (fire-bellied toad), 3060 nucleotides. RefSeq names its product aminopeptidase like 1 (gene NPEPL1). The record is from RefSeq and is a predicted model, not a curated record. The transcript is spliced from 12 exons. The coding region runs from base 58 to 1623 and encodes 521 amino acids. Gene Ontology annotation, cellular component: cytoplasm. Gene Ontology annotation, biological process: proteolysis. Gene Ontology annotation, molecular function: manganese ion binding; metalloaminopeptidase activity. NCBI's taxonomy places the organism in Eukaryota, Metazoa, Chordata, Amphibia, Anura, Bombinatoridae.